Molecule: messenger RNA, 1770 nt
Organism: Vicia villosa (hairy vetch)
Lineage: Eukaryota; Viridiplantae; Streptophyta; Magnoliopsida; Fabales; Fabaceae
Product: protein TIC 40, chloroplastic
Exons: 14
Coding region: 207-1517 (436 amino acids)
Biological process (GO): chloroplast organization; protein import into chloroplast stroma
Cellular component (GO): chloroplast inner membrane; chloroplast thylakoid membrane
Source: RefSeq, a predicted model, not a curated record
CUAGCGAUCCAAGUUAAUCAUAAAUUGCGGUUUUUCACUUAUCCCUACCGCAAACAACGAACCCAAAACCCAGACUCUCACACUCCGCCACAGACACUUCUCACCUCUCUUCAAUUUCCCCAAAUUCUCAAACCUCUUUCGCUUCAUCACUCACAACCACCGCUAAUUUCCCCUUUUCAUCAAUUUUCGGUUUUCAUAGCUUCGAAAUGGAGAAUCUUAACUUAGCCCUUGUUUCUUCCCCUAAACCCCUGCUUUUGGGACAUUCCUCCUCAACAAACGUCUUCGCAAGAAGAAAGCCUUUCGCUUUUGGGACGUUUCGCGUUUCUGCUAACUCUUCAUCGUCUCAUGUUACCAGGGCUGCUUCUGAAUCUCACCAAAAUCUAAAAUCUGUGCAGGGGAAGGUGACUAAGCAUACUUUUGCUAGCAUUUCUUCUUCGAGUAGUCAAGAAACAACCUCAGUUGGAGUUAGCCCCCAGUUAUCGCCAUCUCCACCUUCGACCGUAGGGUCGCCACUCUUUUGGAUUGGCGUUGGUGUUGGGUUUUCUGCACUAUUUUCAGUGGUAGCUUCAAGAUUAAAGAAAUAUGCAAUGCAACAAGCUUUCAAGACCAUGAUGGGCCAGAUGAAUACACAAAAUAAUCCAUUUGACAGUAGUACCUUUUCCUCUGGAUCUCCCUUCCCGUUUCCAAUGCCUCCAGCUUCAGGGCCUGCUACACCUGCCGGGUUUGCUGGUAAUCAAUCUCAAGCAACUUCUGCACGAACUGCCUCUCAAUCUACUGUCACAGUAGACAUACCUGAAACCAAAGUAGAAGCAGCAUCCCCGGGCCCAGGUAUCAGUGUUAAAGAUGAAGUGGAAGUAAAGAAUGAACCAAAAAAAUCUGCUUUUGUAGAUGUGUCUCCAGAAGAAACUGUGCAGAAGAAUGCUUUUGAAAGAUUUAAAGAUGUUGAUGAAUCAAGUUCAUUCAAGGAAACCCAGGCUCCAGCUAACGCAUCUCAAAAUGGAGCUCUCUUUAACCAAGGUUUUGGCGAUUCACCCGGUUCUCAAUCUGAAAAAAAAUCAGUCUUAUCGGUGGAUGCUUUAGAGAAAAUGAUGGAGGACCCAACAGUGCAGAAGAUGGUUUAUCCCUAUUUACCUGAGGAGAUGAGGAACCCUUCUACCUUCAAAUGGAUGCUGCAGAAUCCUGAGUACCGUCAACAACUUGAACAAAUGCUAAACAACAUGGGUGGAGGAACUGAAUGGGACAGUCGAAUGAUGGACACCUUAAAGAAUUUCGACCUUAAUAGUCCUGAUGUUAAACAACAAUUUGAUCAAAUUGGGCUUUCACCAGAAGAAGUCAUUUCAAAGAUUAUGGCCAAUCCUGAUGUUGCGAUGGCAUUUCAAAAUCCUAGAGUUCAAGCAGCUAUCAUGGAUUGUUCACAGAAUCCAAUGAGUAUUGCUAAAUAUCAAAAUGAUAAGGAGGUCAUGGAUGUCUUCAAUAAAAUAUCUGAACUCUUUCCUGGGGUUUCAGGCCCCCCUUGAUUUCAAUUUGUUUGUUGGUUAAGAUAGAGAUUUGCGAAGUUAUUCACGCCUUUCCUGAUGAGGAUUUAUAUUAGCUAGCUGUGUCUCACCAUAAGGAACUUGUGCUCAUGAUUGUAUACUGCAGGCUCAUGGCUACAGCUCCAAUGUGUGACAGAUAAUAAUGACUAUGGCUUGGUCUAAAUUGUUGCCAUAGUUGAAUUUUUGUGUUGCUAAAAUAGUUGAGAUUGUAUAUUGGUAUUUUGAAUUUUUACUA